UUUCUCGCGUAGUACUCGUCACAUGUGUUUUGAAAGCGCGACCUGCACUGUACAUUCCAUUAUCCAUUGAAUUCAUAUUACUUACGUUUGAAGAAUUAUGUCGUUUGUGGACGAUGAAGUGUCGGACUGUGCGGUGGAAUCGCGCUCACGAUUGGAAAGCUAUGUGUUCAGUUGUCAGCUGUCCUCUGAAGUUCCAUUUUACACAUUUCAGGCAGAUGAAGAUGAUGAUGUGGAACAUUUUCUCGAGCUGAGAACGAUAUGUCUGGGUGAUGGUGCCAAAGAGGAGAAUAACGUGGUGGAGGUGACCGCUAUGAAUCACCAAGGAAAGAAAAUAUCAGUGCCUCUAGCAAAUCUUCACAUUUCCUGUUUGCCCAUGAUAAGCCUAGGGGAGUUUGAGUUGAUUGCUCCUGUCACACUACGCCUGAAAUCUGGAUCUGGACCAGUGACUGUCAGUGGGCUACAUUUAGUUGCCACAGAGAAAGAAGAGUCUGAAAUGUCAGAUCAGGAUGAUGAGGAGGAGGAGGAGGAGGAGGAUGAUGAUGAUAGCGAAGAGGAAAUGCCCUUGGUCAAACCAGCAAAGAAAAAGCAGAAGCUUUAAACUUAUAGUAACUCAAUUUGUACGUUUUAUACAAUUUUAGAUUUAAUGUUCUUCUAUGACAUUGAUGAAGGGUGGCCAUAUUGUCCGUUUAUGUUCAUUCAGAUGUUAAAUAGCUAGAAAAGGGUUAAAGCCUCCACGAAGUCAGCUCCAUGAACAUUUGACUUUAGCGAUGCCUCACGUUUGAAACAUUUUUGUUAAUUAUUAUUGUUACUCAUGUGUACAAGUUUUAAAACACUCUGCUUUAACUGAUUGGUGGUUGCAGUGUCGAAGGAUCUGGGCUGCUAACAGCAAGCUUUCAGUCCCAGUUAGGUGUGACCCGGGGAUUGAAAGCACAGUCCUGUCCAAUCACUGAGCCAUGUGACCUCCAGAUGUACUAUCCCUGCUAUUACCUUCCCUUAUUAGAUGCUAUUGAAAUGAACAGCGGUGACGGUGUACAGUAAAACGUCUUGAUUUCAGCCUGCAUCUGCAUUUGGGGAAAGCACCAGCAUUGUUCUCCACUGUUUUUCUUUUUAAUGCACAGUAUGUGACUUUUCUACUUAAUUUGUAAGGCAAUCCUUGUCUGUUUUUGAAGCACUGACAAAAUCAGUGUUUUUGAUGGGGUGUUUGUUUUGAUCAGUUGUAAAGGACUCCCAUGGUUGCCAUUUUUGUAUUUUUACAGAUUUAAUUACGGAUUCUGUAAAUAAAAUGUGUUGUUUUAGUAGAAUCAAUUCCUGUUUAUACUGUUUUAAUAAACAAGCUCAUUUAUAAAGGUGUUGGUCAA
This is a messenger RNA of Triplophysa rosa, 1358 nucleotides long. RefSeq names its product nucleophosmin/nucleoplasmin, 3 (gene npm3). Gene Ontology annotation, biological process: chromatin remodeling. Gene Ontology annotation, molecular function: RNA binding; histone binding; chromatin binding. Lineage: Eukaryota; Metazoa; Chordata; Actinopteri; Cypriniformes; Nemacheilidae. Gene Ontology annotation, cellular component: nucleolus; nucleoplasm; cytoplasm. The record is from RefSeq and is a predicted model, not a curated record. The transcript has 5 exons. Bases 98 to 598 code for a protein of 166 amino acids.